This is a messenger RNA of Prunus armeniaca (apricot), 6273 nucleotides long. Lineage: Eukaryota; Viridiplantae; Streptophyta; Magnoliopsida; Rosales; Rosaceae. The record is from the annotation of a GenBank genome assembly.
AUGCACACUCCCGGUGGUAAUUCUUUUGGUGGCAAUCCAUUUGGUGCCCCAGUGACAUAUUCAAACUUCUUGUACCCUGGAAACGGAUUUGGCUCGGAAAAAGCUUCUGCAGUAAUGACACAUACGGUUAAAGUGGGAUUUGAAGAUAUAUUGCAACAUACACAGACAAUGGGUGGAAGCUUUGAGGAAGUAGAUUUGAGGUUCCCUCUUGGAAAGCAUAGGAGUAGUAAUAAUGCGUCUAUUAGAAUACCAUCCCGGAGUCCUAGUGAGAUAUUUUUACAGGCUCUCAAAGAUUUUGUUUCUGAGAGGCAUGGUGUACUAGAGGAAGGUUGGCAUGUAGAAUUUAAAGAGUCAGUAGGCAAUUGUGAACCAUAUUUAGUGUACCGUGCUCCAAAUGGGAAGACAUUUGAUUCAGUAUAUGAAGUUGCGUAUUAUCUUGGCUUGAUGCCUAACUGCAAUUCUGUGGGAUCUGAAAUAAGAAGGGAGGGGUCUCUGUCUAAUACAGAAAAGACCUAUCUACCUAGAAAAAGAAAGUCAAGACUUUUAUACACCAAUGGAUUGGCUGAAAAUAAGGAGCUAUCUUCCAAUGGUCUAAGUAUGGAAGCUUCUGCCUGUGGUUUGGGGAAUAAUGUAAAACUGACAGAAGUUGGUGCAGAAGAAAAUGGUUGCAUUGGCUCUCAGCAAAACAAUGAGGGACUUCCGGUGCAGUUUGAAGAUUUCUUUGUUCUUUCUUUGGGUGAAGUUGAUACAAGGCCUUCUUAUCAUGAUUCUAACCUGAUCUCCCCUGUAGGCUAUAGAUCGUGUUGGCAUGAUAAGAUUACUGGUUCAUUAUUCGUGUGUGAAGUUUUGGACGGUGGUGAUUCUGGACCUCUUUUUCGGAUCAGAAGGUGUUCAUGCUCUGCAUUGCCAAUUCCUAAUGGUUCAACUAUCCUCUCUAGGCCACAACUUGGUAACUUUUGUAGUCACAUUGAUCAGGAAAGUCGUGACCCUACUUGUGAUAAUGAUGGAAGCAUACAUAUGAUUCUAUCAGAUCCUUCUCCGCUUAUGGAAAAUGAUAUUUUGUCUUGCCUGAGGAGUUGGUCGGAGGAAGCCAGUGAUGUCCAGACAUCAGCUGAAUUGCAGUUUGAAGAUAAUUCUGGUUGUGGAAAACCUGGAACUCUUUCAUCUGCUGAUUUGGGUACAAGGGAUGACAUUGGUGAGAUUUCAAUAGAAGACCAUUCUUCGUCUGCAGCUUGGGGAAUGAUUUCACAAAAAAUUGUUAAUGCUUGUUCUGAAAUAUUUAAACAGAAAGGCAUUUUUAAAUUUGUCUGUAAGCAUGUUGAAAAUGCCCAGGCCUUCCAAAAUGGGGUUAUAAGAAACGAGGAUGACAAAGUGAACCAUACUCCAUUGGACAAGUUUUGUAGCUCACCAGUUUCUGUUAGCAUCCCGUCUGUAAUUCAGGCGGACGACGAACCUGGCUCGUUUUACGACAUAUUAGCGAAAUGGCUGGACCAGGAUAGAUUUGGAUUAGAUGUCGAUUUUGUGCAAGAACUUUUGGAGCAGCUUCCUGGUGCCCAAUCCUGUUCUCAAUAUCAAUAUCUUAGCGAUAGAGGUUUUAAUUCUACUCAGCUAACUGUGGGAAAUGGGCUUCUAGUGGUUGAAAUGAGAGCUGGAUUGCAUGGUAAAGAAGAAGAAGUGUUAGACAAUUUGUUUAGGAGGUCCAAAAAAGCGAAGUUGGUCAAGGAUCAUCCACCUCCUCUUGGGAAGCCAUUGUGCUUGAGGUUUCCUCCUGCCCUUGUUGGUGACGUUUAUCAGGUUUGGGAACUAUUGUCACACUUUGAUGAAAUUUUGGGUCUAAAGGAGGCGUUCUCUUUGGAAGAACUUGAGGAGGAACUAGUUAACCCUUGGUUCGGUAGCUCAGAUCGUACAGAGAAGUUUGAGAGGCAAAUCCAAGGCUCUCAAGCUUUAAAUUCACAUAGAAUUGAUUAUACUAGUGGACAAUUAUCUUCUAGCUCCGAGUCUGGCUUGGCCUUAGCUGGGAAUAAUCCACAUGCGUUCAUACACAUGGAAACUGGAGCGAUGAAGGAGGCAGCUCAAGCUAAGCUUGCAUCUGUUACUUACAGCAGAUGUUCUGGCAUAGCUUUGACAAAAGCUCAUGCAUCACUGCUAAGAGUGCUCAUAGGUGAGUUGCAGUCCAAGGUUGCUGCCCUGGUGGAUCCAAAUUUUGAUUCUGGAGAUGUGAAGUCAAAGCGGGGAAGGAAGAAAGAUGUUGAUAGUUCAAUUCCAGUGAAAAGAACGAAGCUUAAUAUACUCCCGAUUAAUGAACUGACUUGGCCAGAGUUAGCACGGAGAUACGUCUUGGCUGUUUUAGCCAUGGAUGGUAACCUUGAAUCUGCUGAGAUUACCGCUCGCGAAAGCAGUAAAGUGUUUCGCUGCUUACAAGGUGAUGGUGGGGUGCUCUGUGGCUCUUUAACUGGAGUAGCUGGGAUGGAAGCGGAUGCACUUGAUGUUGGCUUUACCCGUCUCUUCUCGGUUCCAGUGAGGGUUGAUUCAGUUCAUCUGUUCAGUUGCUGUUACUGCAAAGAGGAGGUGUCUGAUGGUGGAGCAGGUGCUAAUGAGAAGAAUUUGGGGAAUGGUAGUAAUACACCAGUAUGGGCACAGGUGCUGGAACCUGUUAGAAAGCUACCAACUAAUGUGGGAACAAGAAUCAGAAAAUGUGUUUAUGAGGCUUUGGAUAAGGAUCCACCUGAAUGGGCAAGGAAAAUACUGGAACAUUCAAUCAGUAAGGAAGUUUAUAAGGGCAAUGCAUCAGGACCUACAAAGAAAGCUGUUCUUUCAGUGCUAGCAGAUGUAUCGGGUGAAGGCUUGCUACAAAAGGCUGAGAAGGGAAGAAAGCGGAAGAUUAAUAUAUCUAUUUCUGAUGUUAUUAUGAAACAAUGUCGCAUUGUAUUGCGUCGUGCUGCUGCUGCAGAUGACACAAAGGUUUUCUGCAAUUUGCUGGGAAGAAAGCUGAUAAAUUCAAGUGAUAACGAUGAUGAGGGGCUUCUUGGAUCACCGGCCAUGGUAUCUCGGCCUUUGGACUUCAGGACUAUUGAUUUGAGAUUGGCAGCUGGAUCCUAUGGGGGAUCACAUGAAGCUUUUCUUGAGGAUGUCCGUGAGCUAUGGAGUAAUCUACGAAUUGCUUAUGGGGAUCAGCCUGAUUUGGUUGAGUUGGCUGAGACGUUAGCCCAAACUUUUGAAACAUUAUAUGAGAAGGAGGUUAUUACGCUUGUUCAUAAGCUUGCAGAGACUGCGAAGUUGGAAUGCUUAAGUGCUGAAAGGAAAAAGGAAAUCGAUGAUUUACUUGCUUCCACAAGUGGGAUUCCCAAAGCCCCUUGGGAUGAUGGAGUGUGCAAAGUAUGUGGCAUUGAUAAAGAUGACGACAGCGUACUGUUGUGUGAUACUUGUGAUGCUGAGUAUCAUACUUACUGUUUAAAUCCUCCUCUUGCAAGGAUCCCAGAAGGAAACUGGUAUUGUCCCUCGUGUGUUGUUUCUAAACAAAUGGUUCAAGAUGCAUCAGAACAUCAUCAGGUCAUUAGAAAACGCCGUCGUAAAAAUUACCAGGGAGAAGUUACCCGCACUUACUUGGAGGCACUUGCACUUCUAGCCGCGAAAAUGGAAGAAAAUGAGUAUUGGGAAUUCAAUGUGGAUGAGAUACACAACUCUUCUUUUCUUGGACCCCCUCCCCCUUCCCUCUCUUCCAACCCAACUAGAACAUUCCUGCUUAAGUUCUUAUGUGAUGAGUUGCUUAAUUCAGCUGUUAUUCGUCAACACCUUGAGCAUUGUUCUGAGACAUUGGCAGAGUUGCAGCAGAAAUUGCGGUCUUUAUCUGCAGAAUGGAAGAAUCUCAAGUCAAAAGAAGAGAUCUUGAUUGCAAAAGCUGCCAAGGUUGAUCCAAGUCUCGAAGAAGACGGUGUAAAGGAAGGGCUUUCUACUUCGGUUGAAAACCAUGAAAAAAUUGUUCUUCAGGCACAUGCUUUGAGUGGCAGGUCUAACUCCUUUAAUGUAGUCUCCGAUGAUCUACCAGCACUAGAGGGUGCUCGAGGGUUAGAUAAACACCCAUCUGCCAGUAAUGCAGAAUAUAGUAGCCAACAUUCUGUAGAUACUGAAGCUAGGGCAAAAGAUGUCCAUGCUGCUGUGCAUGACACCAGUACACCAGGGAAUGUUUCUUCAAAUGCGGCUUCUGAGAAAAGUGACAUAUCCUCGAGACUAAUUGAGUUCCCUUCAUCAAAUUCUUUGCCACAUGAAAUCAAUGGCUCUAUUGGAAAAAUAGGUUGCCUUGGUCAUCCACAAGACAAUAUGGAAAUGGAUGUAUCUCUGCCUUUAGAUCAGCAAGGAGUUUGUAUCCCUUCAGAUGUGAGGAGUAAUCAUGUGGGUCAGCACACGUCACCUGCUUCUGUGAAUGAAUCACAAUCCUACCACCUUGAGUUGAAUUCUGUCAAAAGUGACUUAUCACUUUUACAGGAUUCAAUUACCAGUGUAGACUUUGAGCUUUCAAAGCUGUCCGUACGAAGGGAGUUUCUGGGAAUUGAUUCUCUGGGUGGCUUAUACUGGGCUUCAGGACAUUCUCGGAUUGUUGUAGAUCGAACCGUGUCAGUGCAGGAUGGGAUGAAUAUGACAGAUGGCAGAGACCCCGUAUGGAGGGGUUCUGUUAUGCAAAGUUGUGCUUCAACUGGUGUGGAUAGUUCUUUGCCGUUAGAGGGGUCUAAAGCUGGCUGUCCGUAUUUAUUUGAACCAAACAGUGCUGUUGCUUUUAGUGCACCUUGGGUUUCUUAUCAAACUGAUGCAGAAAUUGAUGAACUUAUAGGUUGGUUGAAGGAUAAACACCCCAAGGAAAGAGAGCUGAAAGAGUCGAUAUUGCAGUGGAAAAAGUCAAGGUUCCAAAAGUUUCAGAAAUCUAGAAGCCAAAGUCAGGAUGAGCUCCUAACUGCUAUUUCAGUGGCUAGAAAUGGUGAAAAAACCGAAUCUGAUUGUCUUGUUACUAGGGCAGCCACUUUGCUGGAGAAGAUGUACGGUCCAUGCUCAGAGUUGGAAAACACUGACAUCUCAAAAAAGCGGGGUAAGAGGGCUAGACUAACCAAUGAUGAGAGAAUGUACAGGUGCGAAUGUUUGGAACCCAUUUGGCCCAAUAGACAUCAUUGCCUCUCUUGCCACAGAACCUUCGUCACUGAUGCUGAACUGGAGGGGCAUAAUGAUGGUAGGUGUGUUCCAUUUUCAGCAGCCUGUGAGAAGGGAAAGGAAAUAAGUGAUUCUUCUAAAGUUAAGGGAAGUUUAAAGUGUGAGAUAAAUCGGGAAGAGUGCAGAGGUGAACUAAACAGUGUUGAAACUUCCAAAAGCAUGCAUUCUGAGCUUAGUGCGAAGUUGAUAAAGUUUCAGAAUGGAGGGUUAGUCUGCCCAUAUGACUUUGAAGAGAUCUGUUCCAAGUUUGUGACAAAUGAUUCAAACAAGGAUUUGAUACAGGAAAUAGGUCUUAUAGGUUCACAGGGAGUUCCAUCUUUUGUCCCAUCCUUAUCUCCUUAUCUCAGUGAUUCUACACUGGAGUUAGUCACUCAGAAAGAUGUCGGUGUGCACAGUAAUGGACCAGAGGCUGCUGAACAGCUAGUUUUACAAGGAAAGACUAAUGUUGAUAUUGCAGGCUGUAGCAGUCUAUCUGGGAAAGGUGGUGGGUUGCUAAAUGCCAACAUCCCAACUUUGGGAUGUCUGGAAAAAGGAGAGAAGAGACCCUCAGGUAGUCAUUCUUCUGUUGUGGGUGCUGGUCGCUUCUGUGUGGUCCCCCAGUCUUCUUUGAGGCCCUUAGUUGGCAAAGUUUGUCAGAUCUCUAGGCGACUCAAGAUCAAUCUACUAGAUAUAGAUGCAGCACUCCCUGAAGAAGCUCUUAGACCAUCAAAGUCACACUUGGAAAGGAGAUGGGCCUGGCGUACGUUUGUUAAAGCAGCAGUGACAAUAUAUGAAAUGGUUCAAGCGACAAUUGUGCUGGAGGACAUGAUAAAGACUGAGUACCUAAGGAAUGAGUGGUGGUAUUGGUCAUCAUUCUCAGCUGCUGCUAAAAUUUCUACGUUGUCUGCCCUUGCCCUGCGUAUAUACUCCCUUGAUGCUGCUAUCAUGUAUGAGAAGAUGUUUCCUAGUUCAGAUCCAGCGGACAAGUUGGAGCCCAGCAGCGUUCUUGACCUGAAGCUGCUUCCUAUUUUGGAUUCAACAGAAAGAACUAAGUUAAGUAGGAAAUCUAACAAGAAAAGGAAGGAACCAGAGGGUUGA